Molecule: messenger RNA, 2085 nt
Organism: Acaulospora morrowiae
Lineage: Eukaryota; Fungi; Glomeromycota; Glomeromycetes; Diversisporales; Acaulosporaceae
Source: the annotation of a GenBank genome assembly
AUGCUUCACGAGUUGCUUUUAGCUCUGGCCGGUUUACCGGGUGAUCUAUUCACGCCUUUUCCAUCACAAACAGAACAUACCUCAACCUUCAAGAUUCCAUCCGACUUCCCUUUCCUGCACGAAGCGGAAAAAAGUUCGCUGGAGCAACUUGUUGUAUUAGGAAAUUAUUACCGGGCCAUUGUCAAUUUCUUGGAUUUUCAACGCGGCAGAAAAGCAAACUAUGCUGAUUCAAAACACGUCACGUCAACCCCUACUGGUUCGUUCUUACAAGCACUAUGUAAUGCGUUAAAUGAAGUUCUCAAGGACUUUCAUAAAACUGUAAUUGAGUGUGAGACGCGAGUUUUAAACAAAGAAGACGAUAUGGGCGGGGUAGUGCCGAUAUCACAAAUUGUGUCUGCCUUCAGGGUGUAUUAUAUUAUAUUUCCACAUCUGCAUCAAUUGACAACUGAGAUAAAUCGGGAGCCCGAAAAAUAUUUCGGAUGUCGAUUGCUCAAUUUGAUCGUCGACAAAUGCAACACGGGUGUUCCUGAACUUCGGGCCAUUAUGCUGAGACUACUUCAUGCUUGUCACGCGGUGAUGUAUAAGCACAUCACUUCGUGGAUGGUUUAUGGUCAUUUGCAGGAUCCUUUUGGUGAAUUCUUUGUAAAGGAUGUGACAUUAAGAGAUCACGACACUCAAGUAGAAGAAUUUAAUCAAUCCAGAUGGCAUAAACGCUUCGUUCUCGAUGAGAGUUUCGUUCCAAAUCACAUAGCACCUGAUAUCGCCAAAUCAAUUUUAUUCGUUGGGAAGGCCAUAGCGACAGUGAGAAACGCUGCAAAACCGCAUGAAAAGAAUUAUUGUUUACCGCGUUCACUCAACUCCCUACACCUUCAACAUCUUUUGGAACUUUCGUCAAGACCGAUAUUUCGUCAAAUUGAGCUAGAAAACACGGUGGACAUCAUUCGAAACAAUGUGGCACAAUGGCUUUGGCAAGUAGUUUUAACCGGUGAUAAAAUCAUAGAGUGUCUGGAGGCCUUUAGAAAUUAUUUUUUGCUAGGUCAAGGAGAUUUCGCGAUUUCACUCGUCGACCAAUUUGAAAAGCUUGCUGCUUCAAAGCAUAUCUCCUCAAAGGUUCUGAAAAUAAAGGAGCAGGAGUUAAAUUCGCUUUUGGUGCGUGCAUCUGUGGGCACACUAGCCGAAAGUGAUUUGACCUUCGAAAAGUUCAGAUUCAAGAUUUUAAAUAAAGAUGAUGAAAUGCCACCCAUAACGAAAACCAACAUAUUUGACAACUACAUGCUUGAUAUUCCUCUCAGGCUGGAAUAUGACAUUGGAUGGCCCCUAGAUUUGUUUGUCACUUCAGAGGACCUGAAUAAAUAUGGUGAUAUCUUUUCAUUUUUGAUUUCCCUUCGACGAACGCAAAUUCGACUUCAGAGAGCUUGGGCGCAUCUUGCGAUGACCAGAAAAUCGACCUCUGAUGUCAUUGGUAAUAAGUCAAACGAUAUGAACUCCCAAAGGUUAAUGCCAUGGAGGGUUCGAGCUUCAAUGAUGUUUUUUUUGGAUUGCCUGUGGGGACAUAUGCAGAUGGAUAUUAUUGAGGCAAACUUUCAAAAGCUUGUUUGUCGAAUCAAUGCUUCUUCAGCGCAUCAUCAGCGGCUUCGAACAAACACCACUACAGAGCCUGACACUCCGACAGCGUCCACACACAAGAAGACAACUUAUCAAGAAAAAGAUUCUCAUCUGACCGAAAAAGAAACACUUCGAGAUUUUGAGGACAUUCGGAUCGGUCAUUCAUCUUACCUUGGGGAUAUUCUACGCGGAUGCCUUCUUGAAUCUCCUAUAUGUUCGGAUGCAAUCAAGAAAUCUCUUAACAUCUGUGAUCAGGUUUGCGGUUUAUUGGAAAGGUGGGAUGGUAAAUUGACUGACAAGGAUAGACUCGAUCAGGUAGUUAAAUUGGAUAAAGAAUUUCGUGAGCAAGUUGCUUUUCUUUUCAGAACGCUCUCCGGUGUAAAUAAGACUGGUGAAGGUUUUGGCGGUCCUCCACGGCAUCUAGACCAAUUACUUUUGCGAAUGGACUAUAGCAAGUGGUUUUCUGCGUGGUCCAAUUAG